GCCGAUCCUGAGAGGCCCAAGGGAUUGUUAGCAGGUGGAUAAACAAUGCGGCGCAGGCAUCCAAGGCGCGGUUUAUUUAUAAAGAUUGGGUUCCGAGUGAUCCAAUCUGGCCCAGAAUUGUUCUAGACCUGACACAUUCUGCUCAGGAACCUCUAAUGCACUGUAGCAGAGCACAGGAUCUUGUGCCACUGCUUGGACGCGGAAGGGGACUGAACGAAGAUACUUCCAUGUUGAGGCUACCAAAUCUCUGAAGCACGGACAAGCUGAUAGCUAAAGAGUACCGCCACCUCGAUCAAAAGCUGAGAGCUUGCUCUCUCGCAGCAAUGGUGUCGGCAAACCUGCGGCUCGUGGCCGCGUUCUUGCUGCCGUUCCUUGCCAUCGCCUCCGCGUUUGAUCUCUUCCACCAGACUGGGCCACGGAUGGAUCCAAAGAUGGUGCCGAUGGGAGGCGGCCAGCCUCUCUUCAUCCCGCACGAGUACGUCCGCUCCGCCGACGUCAAGCGGCAAUGCCGGUCGGUGCUGUCCGCCGCCACCGAGCUCACGUUCGACGCCAACCGCGCCAACGCCCUCAUGCCGGAGCUCAGCUUCGUCAAGGGGGACUGGAAGCAGGACGACGACGGCGUGCCGCUGAUGCCGUUCGACGGCACCGACGUGUCGGGCGAUCAGGCGCCGGACCCGCUGCGGCUGGCCUCGUUCAUGCUCACGCACGUCGACGUGGGGUUCCGGGGGAAAACGGCCCUCAACGUCAGCGGCGUGCUCGGCGUCGCCGUCUCCCGCAACGGCACGGGCCCCGUGAUGGGGACGUACGUGUCGCCCGAGCUCAAGGUGUGGCCCGGGAGCACCGAGCUUAAGAUCCUCUUCGAGGGCGUGUACACCGAGAACGGCGACGGCGAGAGCGUGCUCUGCAUGGUCGGCGACGCCCUGCUGCCGAGGCGCGGCAGCGACGGCGGCAACCCCUGGGACUGGGCCAAGGACACCGGCCGCGACAGCUUCCAGCCGCCGGUCACCAAGGACGGAAACCUACUGCUCGUGCUCCGGUACCCGACGACGCUCACGCUGACGACGCGCGCCGUGCGCGGCGAGCUGACGAGCACGAGCGCCAAGUCGGACGUCGCGUACUUCGACGCCGUGCACCUGCUGUCGCAGCUGGGCGCCUACUCCAACUACAAGUUCGGCUCCGAGAAGCUCGUGGACAGAGCGUGCAGCGCUCACCCUUACCGCGACGACAUCCUCGGCGGCGGCCGGGGCCUGUACAGGGGCAACUCCUUCUGCGGCAUCCUCGACCGGUUCACGUCGGAGGACGUGCUCGCCGUCGUCCCGAACUGGCGGUGCAACUCCACGGACGCGUUCUGCCGAAGGCUCGGGCCGUUCGAGACGGACAAGACCGUCGACGCGACGGACGGUGCCUUCACGGACGUGAGAGUCGUGAUGCAGGACGUCCGGUGCGAGCCGAGGAACGCCCCGGGCGGCGAGAGCACGGCGCGGGUGUCGGCCGUGUUCCGCGCCGUGCCGCCGUGGGAGCACAAGUACUCGGCGGGGAAGCGGAGCGGGCUCGGCGGCACGACCCUCUCGGCCGAGGGGGUGUGGCGCGCGUCCACGGGGCAGCUCUGCAUGGUGGGCUGCCUCGGCGUCGGCGCCGAGGCGUGCCACUCCCGCGUGUGCCUGUACGUGCAGACCACCUUCACGGCCACCCGCCGCAGCCUCACGGUGGGGCAGAUCACCCGCGUCGACGGCGGCGGCGGCGGCGUUGCCCACUUCCCGCUCACGAUCAAACACACGGUGCACCCGAUGGAGCUCUGGAGCCGGUUCGGCGUCUCGGGCGGCGCGCCUCUGAGCAUGGCGUACAACUACACGAAGGUGCGGCAGGCCAGCGAUUUUCUGAGGCGCAGCGAGCCGUUCGAAUUCGGGGCCGCCCUCGCCAAGUCGCUCCUCAGCUACCCGAAGAAAGCCGAAGGCCUCAACGACGACGCGAUGAGCUUGUCCAGCCUCGCGGCCGACCUCACCCUCCACGUCGCGGCCGUGCCAGACCCGUUCCCUCGUGAACGGUUCGAGCGGUCGUUCUUUCAGCUGGAGGUGCUCUCGCUCGGAUCACUCGUCGGCCGUACCUCGAUAGAGCAGUUGGCUACGGAGUUUCCCGGAAUGCCCGGCGAGCUCGGAGGGGGCAAAGCGUCCUCCUGGACGUCGUCGCAGUCAGAGUCCUCAUCGACGACGUCGUCGUCGUCGCAGCCAGCAGAGUCAUCUCUUCUCAACGUGUCCGCCGAGGUCUCGCUGUCCGGGAAUCCUUACGGGAACGUGUCGAGCUUGUUCAUGGAAGGCGUGUACAAUCCGGUGAAUGGACGGAUGUACCUGAUCGGCUGCCGAAGCAUUCAAGCGACUCGGCAAACCUUCUCGGCGCUGAAAGAGGUCGAGGAUGGCAUGGACUGCUCGAUCGAGAUGAGGGUGGAUUACCCGCCGACGACGGCGCGGUGGCUGAUAAACCCCACGGUGAAGGUGCACGUAGCCAGCACGCGCGACCCCGGCGACCCGCUGCACUUCAACGCGACCAAGCUCCAGACGCUGCCGAUCAUGUACCGGGAGCAGCGGCAGGACAUCCUGUCCCGGCGCAGCGUCGAGGGGAUCCUCCGCAUCGCGACGCUGGCGGCGGCCAUCGCCGUGGAGCUGAGCCAGCUGAUGUACAUCAAGGCGAACACCGACGUGAUGCCGUACGUGUCGCUGGUGAUGCUGGGCGUGCAGGCGGUCGGGUACAGCGUGCCGCUGAUCACCGGCGCCGAGGCCCUGUUCGCCCGCAUCGCCGCGGGCUCUGACGACGGCGCCGUGCCGCCGUCGUACGAGGUGGACAAGAGCAGCCUGUACUGGACCAUCGACUGCAUCGUGAAGAUCCUCAUCCUCGCCGCGUUCCUCCUGACGCUCCGGCUGGCGCAGAAGGUCUGGCGGUCGCGCAUCCGGCUGCUGACGCGGUCGCCGCUGGAGCCCGGCCGCGUGCCGAGCGACCGGAAGGUGCUGGUCUACAGCCUCGGCGCGCACCUGGUGGGCUUCGCGGUGGUCCUGGCGGCGCACUACGUGAACGUGUACAGCCGGCCGGUGCGGGACGACGGGUCGUACAUGGACGCGCGCGGGAGGACGCACGCGCUGCGGGAGUGGGCGGUGACGCUGGAGGAGUACAUCGGGAUGGCGCAGGAUUUCUUCCUCCUCCCGCAGGUGGUCGGCAACGUGGUGUGGCGGAUCAACUGCAAGCCGCUGAAGAAGAGCUACUACGUCGGCGUGACGGCGGUGCGGCUGCUGCCGCACCUGUACGACUACAUCAAGGCGCCGGCCAUCAAUCCCUACUUCGCCGAGGAGUACGAGUUCGUGAACACGAGCCUGGACUUCUACUCCCGGUUCGGCGAUGUGGCGAUCCCGCUCGUGGCCGUGGCGCUGGCCGCCGCCGUGUACGUGCAGCAGAGGUGGAACUACAAGAUCAUCAGCAAGACCGUGAAGACGCAGCAGAAGAAGCUGCAGCACCUCGGGUCCAGGGUGUACGAGCGGCUGCCGUCCAUGUCGUCGGGGAACUUCGAGGCCGAGCUCGUCUCCGGCGUCAACGAGGGCGUCGGCCUGCGGCGGGACACCAGCUUGAGCUGAGCGCCUGAGCCAUCGUCUGUUGAUCAGCUAGCUAGCUCGUUUGCUUUACUUCUUUGUGUGUGUGAUGCGAUCGAUGCUAUUUGUGUUCCCCUUUGUCUUCACAAAUCACAACAGAAAAUGUGUACUAGCUCAAUAAAAUUUCUCUUUUUUUACAAAAAAUAUUUAUUUA
Zea mays is the source of this 3786-nucleotide messenger RNA. RefSeq lists its product as uncharacterized. Lineage: Eukaryota; Viridiplantae; Streptophyta; Magnoliopsida; Poales; Poaceae. Bases 324 to 3617 code for a protein of 1097 amino acids. The record is from RefSeq and is a predicted model, not a curated record. The transcript is spliced from 2 exons. Gene Ontology annotation, cellular component: intracellular membrane-bounded organelle.